CUUCUCCUCAUCAGAAAAAGGGCUAUCAACAAAGAUUGACGACUCUAUACCGACAAUACCCAUCAAAGACUCUGCUCGCUAUAAUUUGUGCAGUGCCAGGACUAUUCCAAAAACAACACGCACUGGUGUUCGAACCGUCACUGCCUUGGCCCUCUGACUCAGUCGAAUUGCAGGGGCUCGCCCACGCGAGUGAAAACUCUUCCCCACUCGACCAUCGACACUCAUUUCUCCCACCCAAAAAACCCCGCCUGUACCAAGACUCGCGAUUUCUCUUCACCAGUAUCUCACCUUGUCCAUCCCUCUACUUUUUUCCCUUCCCUUAUCGCGAUAAUAUAUUUUUGUAAGAGCUAUCGCAUAUAGGCUCUUUCGACACCGCGGCACUGGAGUGUUUAUAGCCUCAGUGAUCUAGCCGUUUCUCGGCCUGGGGGAGAGAAGGAAGACCAAUAGCGAAACGACUUUCAAUUCAUUUCAAAAAUUAUACGAUAUCUUCACAAUGUCGUCGUUUCUUACACCACCAAAAUCUGGGCCUACUGGGCGCCCGGUUGCGAAACCACGGUUCGGAAAACCCAACCCCGUCCGAGCGAUGCGAGAACGAGAAGAACGACGAGCAGCCAAUGCAGCCGCCCAUUCAAAUAGCCUACGAGUUGCUGCAGUAAAUCGAAAUGCUUCAUUAGCAAAACCGAACCGUCCACAAUGUCCGAACAAAGCAUGUCCGAAACCCAAUGUCGUCGAUGGGACAUGUCAGACUUGCGGUCGUAUCUCUGAUGACAGUAACAUUGUGGCAGAAGUCACCUUUGGAGAGUCGUCUUCGGGAGCUGCUGUUGUUCAUGGUUCUUACAUCGGUGCUGAUCAGGCGGGCGUGCGAAGCAUGGGACCUGCAUUCCGACGAGUUGGAGGAUCUGAGGAUCGAGAGAAGAGUAUUAGGGAAGCAAAGGGCUUGAUGCAGGGUUACGCGCAGCAGCUUAACGUCAGCGACAGUCUGGUCACUGCAGGAACGCAAGUUUUUAAGCUGGCGUCAAGCGCAAACUUCAUCCAAGGUCGCACAUUGGCCAGCGUCGCGGCUGUCUGCCUGUACGCAGCUUGCCGAGCGGAGCCACCAUGCAAGGUUAUGCUUAUCGACCUGGCGGACUUGGUGCAGCUCAAUGUCUUCAAGCUAGGUCGGAUUUUCAAGAAGCUCAAUGAGGUGGUGCCAAUUGGCAACGAUGGUCUCAUUCCAGUGUAUCCGGAGGAUCUUAUCUGGCGAUUUGCGACAAAGAUGGAGUUUCACCAAGACACGGCCAAAGUUGCCGAGGAUGCUGUUCGACUGGUCAAGCGAAUGAGUCGAGAUUGGAUGGUCAUGGGUCGUCGACCAUCAGGCAUCUGUGGAGCUUGUCUGCUCAUGGCGGCACGAAUGCACAACUUUCGACGAACUGUGCGAGAGGUCGUCUACAUUGUCAAAGUCACCAAUCACACGAUUCAGAACCGACUGCAAGAGUUCAAGGUCACUGAGUCGAGUCGCAUGUCGGUUGAGGAUUUCUUAAAGCAGGAUUUCCUGGAGAGCUCUCACGACCCACCUUCUUUUUACAGGCAGUCAGCCGAAUACAAGAAGCAAUUGGCGGCGAAGAAUAAGAAGCGAAAGAGGCCGACAGAUGCUGAUGGUGAUGAAGAUGAGGAGGAAGAUGACAACCUGGCAGACAAGAUUGAUCCGCGGUUAAUAGAGGGCGGCGCUGAUCUCUCCAAGGCGCCUGUUGUCGAAUAUCGCCGUGAUGAUGAUGGCUUUAUUAUCCCGCCUAUACCAUCCAAGAUCGCCAAAGACCCAUCACUCGUUAAUAGGCUGAACGAGAACGCAGAGGAUGAAGAGGCUGAGGGCGAAGACACGAAUGUACAGACACUGGAUGGCCUUGUGCAAGAGUUUGGAGACGCGAUGGACGAGGAGCUUGCGGAGAACGGGACACAAGAGACAAACCAGCGGAAAGGCAGCAAACCACAAUUACCCAUCAAUGAGGAAUGGGAGCAGGACGAGCAAGAACUAGAGGGCGUGAUUGAGGAGAUCUUCAAUGACCCCUUGACAUACGAGCACGCCAUGGCCUACACAACUGCCGAGCAGCGAGCGCGAAUUCACACAGUCUGGGCCCUACAACAACGGCCCCAGAAAGAAGUUUCCAUGUCGGCGGAUGUCACAGAGGAUGAGUUUGCCGACGAUCCCGAGGUGAACAAUUGUUUGCUGUCACCCGAGGAGGCUCAGAUCAAGGAAAUGAUUUGGGUGAACCAGAACAAGGAAUGGCUACGAAAACACCAAGAGAAGGUGUUCCGCAAGAAAGUAGAGGCAGAACGACCGAAGCAAACACGAAAGCGACGCAAGCGAGCUAGGAUGGGUGAAGGCCAGACCAGUCCCGCCAGCUCAGCCGCCGAGGCAGCCGUCAACGUCGCCAAAGAUCGCGCGUGGUCCAAGAGGAUCAACUACGACGCCAUCCGCAACAUCUUCGACAUGCCGAACCUCGGAGGUCCCGGCUCUGAAGCAACCAGUCGCAAGACCAGUGUCGCAGGAAGUACCAAAGGCGGCGAUGAUGCGAGCGAAGCUCCCGAUGAGAGCGUUGCUGGUGAUGAACCUGAAGCGCCACAGGAGGAAGAAGAGUUUGAGGAGGAAGAGUACGAUGAGACGCAGAACUAUGGCGAUGGUGAGGAGUUUGGUGGUGGAGGUGAUGAGUUUGGAGGGGGGUAUGAUGAGGAUGAUCCGGAGAUGGAUGCCGAGUACGGUCUUGAAGAGUAUGCUUGAAAGGGUUAAUAAGGGAUUGAGUGCUGGGAUGGUGAUUGAUACCCAUAUAGAUAACAGGACUGGUGUAGCACAUAUGCACAUGAGCGAUUGAGGAAUAAAUAUGUAAAAGUCUCA
Messenger RNA from Fusarium verticillioides 7600, 2869 nucleotides. RefSeq lists its product as hypothetical. Gene Ontology annotation, cellular component: transcription factor TFIIIB complex; nucleus; transcription preinitiation complex. The coding region runs from base 494 to 2755 and encodes 753 amino acids. Gene Ontology annotation, molecular function: RNA polymerase III general transcription initiation factor activity; TBP-class protein binding; RNA polymerase III type 3 promoter sequence-specific DNA binding. Gene Ontology annotation, biological process: transcription preinitiation complex assembly; transcription by RNA polymerase III; DNA-templated transcription initiation. The transcript has a single exon. NCBI's taxonomy places the organism in Eukaryota, Fungi, Ascomycota, Sordariomycetes, Hypocreales, Nectriaceae. The record is from RefSeq and is a predicted model, not a curated record.